AUUGUUUCCCAUUGGCUGCCAUUGGCUCCCCUUGGCUCCCAUUGGUUCCCAUUGUUUGAUUCCCAUUGGCUCCCAUUGCUUGAUUCCCAUUGGCUCCCAUCGGUUCCCAUCGGCUCCCAUUGGCUCCCGUUGUUCCCCCAGCUGACCCCCAUUGAGCGCUACGCCAUGAACUUCCUGGAGGCGUCGCUGGAGGACGUCAGCAGGGAGGAGCUGAAACAGGCCGAGGAGCAGGUGGAGGCGGCUCGGAAAGACAUCGACCAGGCCAAGGGCGAAGGGCGCUUCCGUCUGCCAGACGAGGAAGAGGAAGAGGAGGCGACGACAGCGGCGACGGCGGGGGGAGACGAAGGCCCCAACCCCAGGAGACCCCGAAAAAGUCGGGGACCCCCCCGGCCCAACCCGGGCACCCGCGUCAGCCAAAGGCUAAGGGCUGCGGCUGCUGCUACACCCAAAAUGGCGGCGGCGAUGACGACGACGACGACGACAGCACCCAAAAUGGCAGCAGCGACUACAACGGCACCCAAAAUGGCGGUGGUGACGACGGCGGCGGCGGCGCCCAAAAUGGCAACGACGACAACAACGGCGCCCAAAACGGCGACGACGACGGUGUCCAAAAUGGCGGCGAUGACGACGACGACGGCGCCCAAAACGGCGACGACGACGGUGUCCAAAAUGGCGGCGACGACGACGACGGCAUCCAGGGGGACCCCGAGCCCAUGGAGGAGCCCCCCGACGUCACCCAGGACAGCGCCGGCGUCACCGUCUGGGGCGGAAGUGACGUCACCGCCGGCGACGGUGGGGGAGGCGGCGCAAGCGGCGGCCAUGAUGGCGGCGGUGACGUCACAGGGCGCGGAGGUGACGUCCCAGGCGGAAGCGGUGACGUCACAGGUGGAAACGGCGGCGCCGGUGACGUCACAGGAAGCGGCGGGGUCGGAGGCGGAAGCGGCGGAAGCGGCGGCGACGUCGCAGGCGGACGCGGCCGCGACGUCGCGAGAGGAAAUGGCGGCGUCUGAGGUGGAAACGGCGACGACGUCAGCGGCGGAGGCGGCCAUGAUGUCGCCGGCGGAAGCCACGCUGAGCACCAAAACCCCCCACGGCCCCGGGGUGGAAACCCCCAGCGCCGAAGAAGCUGCCGAAGAACCCGAGACCCCCAAAGAAAAAACGGAGACCCCCACAAAAGCACCGGAAACGCCGGAACCGGAAGCUCAACCCCCGCCACCAGAAACGCCUCAGCAGCGCCCUCCUCCUCGCCGCCGUCGCAGCGCCGACGUGGAAAUCCGUCAGAGUCGCCCGCCGGGACCCUCGGCCAAAGUCUUGCGUCAAUUACCGGGUCGUUUGGUCACCAUUUUGGAGACCCCGACCCCGAUAACCGCCACCCAACAUGGCCGCCCGCAACGCCGCCGCCGCCGCUCCUCCCCCGGCCGCCGUCGCGACGACGACGACAACGACGACGACGACAACGAG
Molecule: messenger RNA, 1461 nt
Organism: Lagopus leucura (white-tailed ptarmigan)
Lineage: Eukaryota; Metazoa; Chordata; Aves; Galliformes; Phasianidae
Product: helicase SRCAP-like
Exons: 2
Source: RefSeq, a predicted model, not a curated record